Messenger RNA from Rhododendron vialii, 1685 nucleotides. RefSeq names its product stemmadenine O-acetyltransferase-like. The record is from RefSeq and is a predicted model, not a curated record. The transcript has a single exon. Bases 83 to 1357 code for a protein of 424 amino acids. NCBI's taxonomy places the organism in Eukaryota, Viridiplantae, Streptophyta, Magnoliopsida, Ericales, Ericaceae.
AGAUUGAGAGAACAUAAUCCAAACACAAGCAAGCAAACAAAUCCAUCAUCUCUUCGUCCUCAGCACACACCAGGAUUAUCAGAUGGUACUUAAGAUGGAAAUCAUCUCCAAGGAGUCCAUCAAACCUUCCUCUAAGACGCCCGCUAGCCUCAGGACCUUUCAGCUCUCUUUGUUAGAUCAAAUUGUCCCACCUCUCUAUGUCCCACUUAUUCUUUUCUACUCACAUGACAAAAGUAGUAGCAACGUCAAGCUAGCUGAGAUUUCCCCUCUCCUGAAAAGAUCGCUUUCGGAUGCAUUAGCUCUCUACUACCCAUUAGCUGGAAGGAUGAAAGGCGAAAGCUCAGUCGAUUGCGAUGAUCAAGGCGUUCAUUACCUAGAAGCUCGGGUUGACACCCGCCUCUCAGAAGUUAUCGAAUCGCCAAAAGUUGAAGUCUUAGAUCAAUUUGUUCCAAGCACAAGCAAAGAGAGUGAUGGCGUGGUCCUAGGCAUACAGUUGAACUACUUCAUCUGUGGGGGUAUAGCUAUUGGUAUAUCCUUUUGCCACAAAAUUGCUGAUGCAUGCACGUUGAGCAUGUUUGUCAAGGCAUGGGCAGCAACUGCGCGUGGCGACACCAAUUUGGUGGCUCCGAGUUUCGUCGCGUCCUCUCUCUUCCCACCCAAAGAACCAUUUGGGCUGCACAUGGCCCUUGAUAGCCCGAAACAGGGGGCCGACACUCGAAGGUUUUGCUUCAGUAGCUCAAAAAUAGCUGCUCUGAGAGCUGAAGUCGGAGCCAGUACGGUGGUUCAACCAACCCGUGUUGAGUUGGUAACGGCAGCAAUCUGGAAGUGGGCCAUGGCUCGAAAAGGGCAUGACCGAUGCCGCCUAUCAGUGGUAUGUCAUGCGGUGAAUUUAAGGCGGAGGAUGGAUCCCCCUUUAUCGGAAUAUGCCUCGGGAAACCUCCUCUGGGGAGCGUAUGCAUUGGGAAACAGUGAGAUGGAUUUCGGUGGCCUAGUGAGUAAGAUGAGGGAAGCAAUCGGGAAAAUCGACGGUGAGUGUUUGAAAGAGUUGCAAGGGGAAAAUGGACAUGAUACGGUUGUGAGGCAUUUUCAGAAGGUAGGGGAGUGGUUCUUGGACAAGGAAGUGGAUCGCUUCAUGUUUAGUAGUUGGUGUAGGUUUCCAAUUUACGAGUCGGAUUUCGGUUGGGGCAAGCCUGUUUGGGUGAGUAGCGCAAGUAUGGGCGCUCCAAACGCUAUUGUGUUGAUGGAUUCCAUGAGUGAUAUUGGCGGAAUAGAAGCAUGGAUCACACUGGACGAAGUUGAUAUGAUGAGAUUUGAGCAGGAGGCCCCCAACUCCUUGCUUUUGCCUCCUAUAUUGUGAAACAUGUAUUGGACUUUCUGUCGGAAUUUUCGGAAUUCAUGGUCAAUGAAUCGGGCAUUCGGGGGGUCUCUUUAGGCAACCGGAAGGUCACCCGUUCAUUCAUCGAAUUCGGACAUGAUAUCAUAUAUACAUCGAAUGUGGUGGUGUUGGCAGACAGGUUCAAUUUACCAAGGCAGUCUUUGGUUAUGUUCCAUAGGUUGUGGUUCUAGUCGUUUAAUAAUUUUUUUUUCUCUUUGUUAUUUUUUCAGAGAUGGUAAUUGUUCUUCUCUUUUCUCUUGCUAAAAUAAAAAUGUUACUACGAUGCAAUUUGUUUUAGAUGUUAAUGUUU